AUGUGGACCUCGAUUGCUAAACAUGACACAUAUAAUGGGUCCUUUCCGUUUUACGAUCGACUUCUCAAAUACCCAGAAUCUUUAGACGAAAUCUUCAUGAACCAACCUGGUGUUGAAGCUUUGAAUGCAGAUUAUCAAAUUCCUGAGCUUGUUGUCCCGAGUUCUAAAGUUCGAGCAACGUUUUUCUUGACGAAAGAGAGAAUCAGUUCGAUGAAGAAAUGGGUAUCCAUUCAACUUCCAACAUCUGGAUACAUAUCGUCGUUUUCAGUAGCAUGUGGUUAUGUAUGGAGUUGUAUAGCUAAAUCUCGUGUUGGGUUUCAAGAAAGAAACGAUGAAGAUGAUCAGUUGGAAAGGUUUGUAUGCUUAGCGAAUUGGGUUGUCACUUCCGGUGAAACAAAUGGAUGCUUUUCUUGA
This is a messenger RNA of Lactuca saligna, 414 nucleotides long. NCBI's taxonomy places the organism in Eukaryota, Viridiplantae, Streptophyta, Magnoliopsida, Asterales, Asteraceae. The record is from the annotation of a GenBank genome assembly.